AUGGUGGAUGUUAGCUGCUCAUGUGGCAGAAGAGAGGCUCAAAUUAUGUGCUUUGAGCAUGCAAAAGGGAAGAAAUUGGAAUGUGAUGAUGAAUGUCUUCGUGAACAACGUAACAACACUCUUUUUGCUGCGUUCAAUUUAGGUGAUAGCAAAACCGAAGGGCCCCUUACUCUGGUUUCUCCGGAAUUACUUGCCCAGAGAUUGGCUGUUGAUAAUACCUACACACCCGAGGUAUUAGCUCUCUAUUCUAAGCAACCAGUCUGGUGUACCAGUAUAGAAUUGAUUUUCAGUAACCUUGUGUUGGGAAAGUUGAGCCGGAAUUCACACCAUUUCUCCCCAAUGAAAAUGGUCCAACGCCAAUUUGUCCACGAGUUGGCUGACGCUUACAAUGUGUUUUCAGAAUCCCAAGACCCAGAACCUAAGAGGUCUGUUUUUGUCAAGACUUCGAAAGAGAGUCGUCGACCUACGCUUUCUUUGAAAGAAUCCCUCACGGUAAUGAGACAAGUGAAGCAGGUCGAAGAAGAAAAAGCAAAGCACCAACAGCUUGUGUAUGCUCUCAGUGAGCGCCAGAACAGCCAACCUCCAGAGGAGAGGGAACACUACAAUGCCCUAGCAAUUAGAGACGUCUUUUUUGGGAUUACAAGAGACAAAUUGGAAGAGGCUACCAACGAUUUAUGGCAGGAUCGUACUGUUCUCACCAAAAUACAGAACUGCGAGCUAAAAUGGAUUCCGGACAAUACAUUUGUGUUUUAUAGUGAUAGUUACCAGGAGAAAAGCCGAGUGGAAGAGGCAGAAUUAGAGAUUCUCUGCGACUUAUUUGAGAGAAGGUUGAAGGAAAGAAAUCUUGCCAUGAGAUGCUGUCUUGCAAGAAUAGACGACACCGCCAGCAUCGUAUACGAAUUCAAGGGGGAAAACAAUAGAGAGAGAAGAACGUUAAAAAAUGACCAUGAUGGCUAUGACGACGAAGCACCAUCGGAAUUGCAAGAUGAAAAACCUAUAGACAAAUCCUCCUUCGACUGGUGGUAA
Messenger RNA from Brettanomyces nanus, 1026 nucleotides. RefSeq lists its product as uncharacterized. Bases 1 to 1026 code for a protein of 341 amino acids. Gene Ontology annotation, cellular component: nucleus. NCBI's taxonomy places the organism in Eukaryota, Fungi, Ascomycota, Pichiomycetes, Pichiales, Pichiaceae. The record is from RefSeq and is a predicted model, not a curated record. Gene Ontology annotation, biological process: negative regulation of transcription by RNA polymerase II. The transcript has a single exon. Gene Ontology annotation, molecular function: RNA polymerase II transcription regulatory region sequence-specific DNA binding; DNA-binding transcription factor activity, RNA polymerase II-specific.